AUGCCAGGCUGGUGGCUGCUGCUGGCGCUGCUGUGCCACCAGCUGUGUCCCCGUGUGGUGACAGCGGCCAGGAGGGACAGGGACAAGGACAGGAGGGGCAGGAAGGAGCACCCAGAGCCCCUGAACACCUCCCUGGCCAACAGCGAGGAGCAGCCCAAGCUGCUGGAGGCUGCAGAUGCACGGCUCACAGACCCCCACAGGACCUGGAUCUCCUUCGUGCACCGCCCGGACGACGGCAGCAACUCCAAGAGGAGAUGCAAAGGCAAAGACAAGAAAUUGCGAGGCCUGGUGGGGCCUCCGGGGCCUCCUGGUCCUCAGGGACCUCCAGGAGCUCCUGGGGCUGAAGUCACCAGGGAGGUUCUUCUGCAGGAGUUCAAGGAGAUCUUAAAAGAAGCCAUGGAGCACAGGGCCUCCCUGGCCAUCUCAGCCCAGCCCAGCCAGCUGCCCCCGCUGCUGCUGUCCCUGGAGGAGGUUCCCUCGCAGCGGCGCGUGGAGGAGGCGUUCCACUGCAAGCUCAAGGGCCAGGUGCUGGUGGACAAGAAGACCUUGGUGGAACUCCAGAAUUUCCAGUCGCCCGUGGCCAAGGGCGCAUUCCUGCGGGGCUCGGGGCUGAACCUGGCCACUGGGCGCUUCACUGCCCCCGUGGGUGGCAUCUACCAGUUCUCAGCCAACAUCCACAUUGACCACAGCGAGCUGAAGAGCAAAGUGCAGCUGCGGGCGCGGGACAGCGUGCGGGUGCUGAUCUGCAUCGAGUCCCUGUGCCACAGACACACGUCCUUGGAAGUCAUUGCUGGCCUGGAAAGCAACAGCAAAAUCUUCACUGUUUAUGUCCAUGGCUUGCUGCAGCUGCAGGCUGGCCAGUACACCUCCAUCUUCGUGGACAACGGCGCCGGCGCCACCGUCACGGUCCAGCCGGGAUCUGAUUUCAUGGGAAUGCUGCUGGGAGCCUAGCAGCGAGGAUGGCACCCCAAAAUCCCCCAAAUUCCCAAAUUCCUGCCUUUUGGAC
Melozone crissalis (California towhee) is the source of this 1006-nucleotide messenger RNA. It is a transcript of the gene C1QTNF12, whose product is annotated as C1q and TNF related 12. The record is from RefSeq and is a predicted model, not a curated record. Lineage: Eukaryota; Metazoa; Chordata; Aves; Passeriformes; Passerellidae. Gene Ontology annotation, molecular function: hormone activity. Bases 1 to 951 code for a protein of 316 amino acids. The transcript is spliced from 8 exons. Gene Ontology annotation, biological process: negative regulation of gluconeogenesis; positive regulation of D-glucose import across plasma membrane; positive regulation of insulin receptor signaling pathway.